Messenger RNA from Uranotaenia lowii, 7095 nucleotides. RefSeq names its product zinc finger CCCH domain-containing protein 13 (gene rib). Lineage: Eukaryota; Metazoa; Arthropoda; Insecta; Diptera; Culicidae. Bases 1268 to 3598 code for a protein of 776 amino acids. The transcript is spliced from 3 exons. Gene Ontology annotation, cellular component: nucleus. Gene Ontology annotation, molecular function: DNA binding; protein binding. The record is from RefSeq and is a predicted model, not a curated record. Gene Ontology annotation, biological process: regulation of transcription by RNA polymerase II.
UUCAUUCUAUCCGCAAACGUGCAACUGUGACGACGACGAACUUUUUUGGCAUACCGCUGUGAUUUUUCCGGGAGUUGCAAUUCCGGCUCCUGAUCAAGUGAUACGAUUUUUUCUGUUGUUUAUUUUUUGGGGGAAAUUUUAAUUGAAUAUUUUAGACUUAGUUGAUUAGUGCAAAAAAAAAUCAAACGAUCGAGGUCGACUUUUGGAAGUACAAGUGUGUUUUCGACCAAGAACUCUACACGUGUCGGUGGCUGUUCGAAAAACUUGAGACGUAAAAGUGCACAUCGUGACAACGCAUACGCGUAAGCGUGUCCGCGAUCUUCGGUGCAUGUCACACGCGUGUUGCAUUGCGUACAACACCGAGGCGAUUCUAAGCAUUAGCAGCAGCAUAACUCAAACUGUGUUACAUCGGAAGGUGCAGGGGAGGACAGGGAACUCACCCACACAAUCAAUUUUCGUUUUUGGGAAAAGCAUCGGCAACAUAAUCGCAUCGAAAUCGCAGCCGCAGUCGCAUAGACCUAGUGUAUGAAAAUAAAACUAUCAAAACAGUACGAAACCGAAUUUUGUUGAGUGAGGACACCGGACCAAUCCCACAUCCUCAGACGAAGAGCGACAGAGAGAGUGAAGAAGUGCGGUUUUGUAAUUCCUCUGGAAACCGUCGAAGAGGACCGUGCAAGAAGAAGAACAGAAGUGGCUUAAGCAUAUUUGCAAUCCUACGCAAGUGGAGGAAGUGCAGCGCAAAACCUGAAAUCAGUGAACCAACAAACUGCUGGAGGUGAUAUUGUUGCGUGAAAAAUUAGCAAAUGUCUUAGGCAAACACAAGUAGUGAUAAAAAUCAAGUGAAAAUAAGUGAUAUUUGGUGAACACAGAAAUUCGCUAGAAACCACAAAAACGAAAACUCCCUCGCACAGCCAACAUAUUUUUGGAUCAAAUUUAAUCUGAAAAGAAGAAGUACGAAAAAAAAUCAGAUUCAAACCACUCCCCACAUUUUUGCAAUAAUUGUUUCGGACCCGCUGUGCUUGAGGUUAUCAAAAUUUUUUGCUCAAAUUGCUCAACCAACCUUUUUAUCAAAAAAAAAUCUGAAAAAUCGAUUGAAAAAAAAACGAACUAACUCUGUGUGACCAUUGUGCAAAAUUAUUAAGAAAAGCAGAAAUCUACGCUUCAAUUCAACAAUCGGAACGUGAUUAUGACUGAAUUUUGGAACGACUAAGAAUUUUGCAGAACAAAUUCCAGACAACUGACUAAGAACCUACACAAAAACCGCAAAAUGGGUAGCAGCGAGGCGCAAACCUACUGCCUACGAUGGAACAACCACAAAUCCAACCUGGUGGAGAUCCUGGACGCACUCAUCAAGAUGGAGUGCUACGUCGACUGCACCAUCUACGUUGACGAUCAGAUCCAAUUCAAAGCCCACCGGGUAGUGCUGGCGGCGAACUCGCCAUACUUCCAGUCGAUCCUACAAGAUGUUCCGAUGGAUCACUGUAGCAUCCUGUUCCCAGGGGUGCAGGAAUUCGAGAUGCGCGCCCUACUGGAGUAUAUGUACACCGGCGAAGUCAACGUCACACAAUCCCAAAUCCCGCGAAUCAUGAAGAUCGCGGAACAGCUGGAGGUCAAGGGACUGUACGAUAUGGCCGACCUUAAGGGUCGAUUUGAAAGAAUACCCGAUGACCACGAGCGAGAUCCCACCUUUGCCAGCAACAAUAACUACAGCACCAAAGCUCAUCCCCCGACUGGCAAUCAAGAAUCUCCUCCAGUGAUCUCGACUUCAACCAACGUUUCUAUUGCUCAAAGUAGCAGUUCAUCUCCGCCAUAUACCUAUAAAUCCCCAUACACCAGCCUCUAUUCUCGCACCAGCCCUACAGCUAUCGAAAGAGAGCGGGAUCGGGAACGGGACCGUGAGCGUGAACGUGAUCGGGACCGGGACCUUGAUCGCGAACGGGAGCGAGAACGUGAACGUGAACGAGAACAUUCCCAACAUCGCGACCAUUCACGUGACCGCGACCGUGAUCUAGGUCACGAACGUGACCUCGACGAACGUGAACGCCAUGAACAGUCAACUUCAUUCCCACACCCGCCUCCACACCCCGCCUUCUCCCACCACGGCGAACCUCACCCGGACGAUCAGCCCCAAACUUCAUCUGCCUCGUCCUCUUCCCUACCUCAACCAUCUCCCCAGAACCUGCGAUGGUCCCUACCCAGCCAAAUCCCAGUCACCCUCCAUCAACCCCAGUUCCACAACAUGCUCAGCUCCGUGUACGAUUCCAGUGCCGACAUGAACCCACUCAAGCGCAAAAAGAUCCAUUCCAUGACCAGCAUGCUUCACGACACCCCCAUUCUACGAAACGUUCUUGCUCAACCAAAUGCCCCGGACUCGUCGCAGUCCUCGCAAUCCCCCAUUUCCCUACAACUGAAGCAGGAAGUAAUGGCAUCGUCGGCAGCCAGCCAUCAACACCCAGCUGAUCACGGCCCUAGUCAUCAUUCCAAUGGAGGAGGUUACAAGCAUCUCAAGGAGCCCCUAUCUCCGUACGGUGACAAAUACGCUGAUGAGGCGAUGCUCGAAUCCCGUCUCAACUACAGUGCCGAGGAUGCUCGUCUAGCUUCGUACGUGCCGCACCAGCAGCAGAAACCUGAAUGGAAACGUUACAAACAGUACACUCGAUCAGACAUCCUGAGUGCGAUUGAGUGCGUCCGAAAGGGGAUGAGCGCUCUGCAAGCUUCCCGCAAGUUUGGAGUUCCUUCCCGUACGCUCUACGAUAAAGUUAAGAAACUUGGCAUCACUACCGGUCGACCGAUGAACCGCACCAUGAAACGUAGUCCCAGCUCCGGCGGCAGUCCUGCUCCGUUUCCUUAUGGAUUGAGCGGAGCUUCCCACAUGUUCGGCUCCGGACACCCUUCGGAACAACAAAUGCCAUCACAGUCCCAAAUAUCCCACGGUGAUGAAGAUAAAGCCAGAAUGAUGAAAUUGGAUCACGCCGGUCAUCAUCUGCCCCCAACGAUUCCUCAUCCGGCCGCUGCCCUUCUUGACCCGUCAUUCCUCCAGCAGGCUCUGGAGGCACGCGGUGGGGACAUCGCUGGACGUGAAGCCCUACACGCGAUGGCAUUUGCUGCAGCAGCUCAUGCCGCUGUCAAUGGAAUCAACACAUCUCCCGGAACUCAUGGAACCGCCCGCUCUCCAAGUCCGAACGUCCUGAUGAAGUAUAUGCGGACGGUCUCGAUGGGAUCUGCUGAAGACCGCGAUCAUCCUCCGAGGGAUUCCAGCGAAGCCGAUCGUCAUCACCGCAGCAAUGGUUCCGAAGACUACGAACGACUACCGCGAGAUUCGAUGGACCACGACGACCCCCGAGACAUCAGUGGAGCAACCGACGAUCACGUUGAAGACCUAUCAAUGCCUGCCAGACGUGAACUCGAUUCCGAUCGGGAUUCGGUUUCUCCACCACCGAUGCCAAGUCAUCUCCGAGAGCAUCACAUGCCUGCCCAGAUUCAUCCGCUGCAGCAGGGUGUGAUCGUUCCGGCCCCGAGCAAACUCAAAGAUGACUACAACGGUGCGAUCAAGCGAGAAAUCAUCGCCGACAGCAACGCUCCCAUGGAGUCUUCGUAGGCCACUCGCACUUUUCAUCUCUCUGCUUCUCUUCAACGCCUUUUUCGAAGAGAGCAGAUGGUUCUGUCAUUUCGUACUAAUGAGUUUCCUUAGGCACUUUAUCUCAGAAAGCUUUGUUCUUACAACUACAAAACGGGUAAAUUUAAUUCCUUUGUUCUGAACACUUUUGCUAUAUACAGAGACACAAAAGACAUUUGAUAGCUCAAAACAUGUUCUACAAAUUUUAGAGACUAAGUUACCAUAUUGAAUCGAGAAGCCGCGCAACAUAAGUUACCUAAAGAAAUCUGAAAGCAAUCCCACCUAUUAAGUUUACUGUAGCCUUAUUUGUAACUAAUUGUUUAGCGUUUAGCAAGCGUUUUAACUCAGAAAAAAAUCAAUUCAAACUGUAGAGUUUAGAGUCAUCAGCAAUAAACUGAGUAGCAGAAUCCAUUUAUAGUCAAUCAAACUCCGACAGCCGAACCAUAGACUGAGAGCCACAAAAGUUCCGUACUGCGGAAAACCCAAUACAUAUAUAGCUAACCAGAAAUAUAAAACCCUCUCUUUGAACCAGUUGAACAGAACCGAGGUGCAAUAGUUUUUUUACCUUCUUACAUUUAUAGAUUAUUAUAUAAAAAUAUAUAUUUUUCUUUUACUUUUUUUUGUAAAUUAUUCACACCUAUGCAUGUUUUCAAAUAAUUCUUAGGUUCGUUUUAUGACCUUUUUUUUUUGUUCUUUUUUACCUGUACUAUAAAAACCCUAAAACGGAGAGUAGAAAUCAUAUCAAAUUCCGUACUAGCCAAGGUGAAAUCACAGAAUCACACUUCCACACGCCAUGUGUCGGAACACUAAGUGAACAAGAGGAAAUCACGCUAACUCAGCAUCGGAAAGAUUGUAAAUAUCUCUAAAUACAUGCGUUAGGACGCGAAAGCGAGAAUCCUUAUUGUGGUUUAGAAACACUACCUUAGUAUAUCUUUAUCCCAUCUGUACUAUUACCCCUAGGACAUCUUUUCCCACCUUAAGUUUUCCCUAAGUUUUUCUAGCAGUUGUAGGUAGUAGCGAAAUAAUUGCCUUAAUUUCAAAUUGUUUUGUUUGAAUACACGAAUUAGAAAAAGUUCUCUGUUGAAACCUCACCAACAAGUGCCUAUAACACAGAAAAAAAACUGAGUUCAUCUAUCUAAAAUCACUUUAGACUUUGUAAGUGUAUAAAUUUCCUAACUAUUAAGUUCCAGAAAGAGAGUCUAUUCCUAAAAUUCGAAUUGCAACGCCAUAUUUUGAGUGACGCAUGCUGAUAAUUAUGUAGAGAAGGGAAAUUUCCCUUCAUAAUGUACCAAACAAUCGGUGUCGAAUGAAGGUGUUGUUGAACUAUUAGAGUAGCUGUGGACAAACAAAAAUCACUAUUAGUAAAAGUAGGAAUUUGGGUAGCAACAUUACGGUAGUUUAGUAGCUGUUAGUUGGAAUGAAUGCCAUAUUUGUGUAGUAGAAGAUGUUCCACAGCAAUGCUGGAUAUGAAGAGAAUCAUUUGAACAAAGAUGUAAAAUCAUUCAACCUGAUUUAUCUUCUUUCUAUAGAAACAAGACUGAUUAUAAAAAAAGAAAACUUAUUCAACUGAAUGUUUAAUAGGUUUCACCCAACCACUAGGUAAAGCUAAGAAAAAUGAACAAGAAAAGUGAGCAGAAAAGCUUGAUUCGGUAAACAACACGUUCUGAUUUGUCCUAGUUUCAAGUUAUUUUAAUCGGAAUGAAUUUUAAAGACUGAUUUAGACUUUUUCGAAACGCACGGCAUUAGCCUCGUUUUACUUAUAUUUAUUCACAGAAGACAAUUAAAAUUACCUACAAAAAAAAAACGAAACGAAAAAAACCGGCAGCGCAAAAUAAAGCAAAUAGAGACUACGUAUUUUAAGGUGUAUUAGCUCAAAAGAUAAAUUCUUACAAUCGAAAAUCGUGCUGGGGCGCUGCAAUACUACCACAUACACAUACGCAAAAACGCGGCUUAGUUUGACUUUGGCUUCCGCUACAAUAGUUAGACCGGAAGCAGAACGAUAACCAAUCGCAGAGAAACAGCUCACAAAUACAGUUACGUUCAAAAAAGAAUGAAAUCGCAUGAAGCUGCGCACCCACUUCCAACUUUGACAAGCUGCCAUUUCUCUCUCGGUUUAUAUUUUUUCAUGAAAAUUUCACACAAUCUAGUUCAACUAUCCAACUAACACUCCACAAAAUUUGAAGUCUUUACAAUGACGGGAAACAAAGAUACAGCUAUUCCCGUAAAAAAUGGAAAUUUGGAACUGCUUCACUAAAUUUGCUGUAUCUUUGACAAUUUUCAUUGAAAAAUUUUGAAAUUUGGUCAAAAGAUGUAAAAAUGUUUGAUCUAAUACCAGGCUAAGUUUCGUCAAAAUCGAUGAACGUGAUCAAAAAUGGUGCCGGAUUGAAAAUGAGCUUCAUUAUCGCCCAGCAGACGAUUUCAUUCUUUUUUGGACGGAUGUUUGUAUGGAAAACAUCGUAAUCUAUGUAUUCUGGUUUUUUCUUUCACAAAACCAACAUUUAUAACAAAGAAUGUUGUAAAUUGAUAGGAACUUCAUUUUUGCUUUGUUUAGAAAUAGAAAUUAUUCCAACAGAGCUGGUAUUUAAACAAAAUAGCGAAUAGAAUACUCGCUUUAAUUGUGGAUCAAAUUUGAUUAUCGGUGUAAUUAGCAGGUCAUUACUGAAACUCUGUUCUUUUUAUUUUGAACCCUGUUGGAACAUUUUCUCUUUCGAAACAAAGCAAAAAUGAAGUUCCUUUCAAUUUACAACAUUUUUUUUGAUAAUUUUUUGUUUUGUGAAAGAAAAAAACAAGAGUAUAUGGAUUACGAUGUUUUCCAUACAAACAUUCGUCCAAAAAAGAAUGAAAUCAUCUGCUAGGCGAUAAUGAACCUCAUUUUCAAUCCGGCACCAUUUUUGAUCACGUUAAUCGAUUUUGACGAAACUUAGCCUGGUAUUAGAUCAAACAUUUUUACAUCUUUGGACCAAAUUUCAAAACUUUUCAAUGAAAAUUGUCAAAGAUACAGCAAAUUUAGUGAAGCAGUUCCAAAUUUCCAUUUUUUACGGGAAUAGCUGUAUCUUUGUUUCCCGUCAUUGUAAAGACUUCAAAUUUUGUGGAGUGUUAGUUGGAUAGUUGAACUAGAUUGUGUGAAAUUUUCAUGAAAAAAUAUAAACCGAGAGAGAAAUGGCAGCUUGUCAAAGUUGGAAGUGGGUGCGCAGCUUCAUGCGAUUUCAUUCUUUUUUGAACGCAACUGUACAACCGAACAAAAAAAAAACAGACCACGGACAUUGAUCAGAGCCAGUAGCAUUAACUUGAAAGGAUCAAAAUUGUACAUUUAGUUUUUUUUUUCCUCCUUGAUCACACAGUUUAGUUUAUUGUUACAUUAGAACGUUUUAAAUUAGAACUAUUGCUUAUCACACUGUUCUAGCGGAUAAGGAAAAAAAACUAUCGGAAAAAGGACACAUAUAAUCAAAAGAAAACGGAAAAAAACGGAGUUCCAAAAA